Molecule: messenger RNA, 4386 nt
Organism: Aspergillus niger
Lineage: Eukaryota; Fungi; Ascomycota; Eurotiomycetes; Eurotiales; Aspergillaceae
Exons: 8
Coding region: 1-4386 (1461 amino acids)
Biological process (GO): transmembrane transport
Cellular component (GO): membrane
Molecular function (GO): ABC-type transporter activity; ATP binding; ATP hydrolysis activity
Source: RefSeq, a predicted model, not a curated record
AUGCCAUUCACCACCGGCAAAGAAAACUUACUCCAACUGAACCGAAAUAGCUUCGAUUUCAACCUACAGUUCGAGCAGCUAUUCUUCUCCAUCAUACCAUCUGCAUUGUUCAUUGUCACGUCAGUAUGGCGGACUUUGUGUCAAUUCCGAAAGCCUAUAGUUGUGAAUGCUCCCUUAUUCCAGCUCAUUAAAUUAGGUUCUAUCACAGCUUAUGUGGGCCUUGAACUAUCCCUCCUCAUCCUGGUUGCGGCUGGAUCAUUCCAGGUGACCUCAAUGUUCAUCGCUUCUUCAGUCCUCAAGCUUGUAUCGGCCCUGUUCAUGAUAAUACUAAGCGUUUUGGAUCAUAGCAGAAGCCCGAGGCCGUCGACACUACUGAACAGCUACUUGUUCUUUACUUUCCUUCUAGACGCGGCUCAGGCCAGAACGCUGUUCCUGUCAUCAGACAAUAGGACCGAGCUUAGCUAUAGCAGUGUAUUCAGUGCGGCCCUGGCUCUCAAGGUAUGCAUAUUACUACUGGAAGCUCAAGAGAAGUCUAAAUGGGUAGAUUGGGACGAAAAGCAGCACAGUCCAGAAGAAACAAGCGGUAUCUUCUCUCUUGGCGUCUUCUUCUGGCUGAAUAGGAUGUUUUUGAGGGGCUAUAGGAAGGUCCUGGCAACUGAGGAUCUUUAUCCCUUGGAUAGCUCCUUUGAUGCUACGUCUCUCAAUGAGCAGUUUUCCAGGAACAUGGAUUAUUCCAAGCUCAAGGGUGAUAAGUAUGGCCUUGUGAAGGUGUUGGUGCGGACAUUGAAAGCCCCUCUCCUCCUGCCGGUGAUUCCGCGCCUGGCUUAUCUUGCUUUUACCUUUUGUCAACCACUUUUUCUUGAAAGGCUGUCGAACUAUCUGUCUCGGCCACAACUAGAUGCGAACACUGGUUAUGGGUUUAUCGGUGCUAGCAUGUUGAUUUAUUCGGGGCUGGCUAUUUCCUGGGCAUUCACCUGGUAUUUCCAUCACCGGCUGCGUACUAUGGCGACAUCUAUGCUUGUCACAGAGAUCUACAAAAAAGCAACCACAGCGCGUAUCGGAGCUGGUGAUGACAAUGCUGUUCUAACAUUGAUGAGUACAGAUAUGGAGCGGAUCAGGAUGGGCUUAAGAUCAUUGCACGAGAUCUGGGCGAGUAUAAUCCAAGCCGCUCUGGCUGGAUGGAUGUUGUAUACAAGACUUGGUGUGGUGUUCGUCGCACCUAUGGGCGUUGUGGUUGUUUGCUUCUCCGGUUUGGCUAUUUUGACGAACUUUACUGGAGACUCGCAAAGAGCCUGGAUGACAGGGGUUCAGAAACGUGUGGGCCUCACUGCUACAGUCAUUGCUAGCAUGAAGAGCUUGAAAAUAUCUGGCCUAUCUGCAGCCAUUGGUGACUUUGUGCAGAGGCUGCGCGUCGAAGAACUAGCAGCGGGUGCCCGCUUUCGCCAGCUUGCUAUUACGGCGGCCCUCUUUGCUUAUAUCCCACAAUUGAUAAGUCCGCCGCUGACCUUCGCGUUCACGACACGGACUCUGGAUGUGACGAGGGUGUUCACGAGCUUGUCCUUUCUCACUCUUUUGACUAGCCCACUAUCGCAGGUUUUCCAAUCUAUUCCUGGUGUUGUCUCAGCAUUAGCCUGUUUGGGCCGCAUACAGACAUUCUUGGAGUAUGAGACUCAUCAUGAUUUUCGCCAGGUUUGUGCUAAGAUAACAGAUGAGGCUGGGAACAUUGGAGAAAAGGCCAAAAUCCCAUCUGAUGAGAGCCUAGGUGGUCUCCCUCAUGUGGCAAUCAAGAACGGUUGGUUUGGUUGGGAGGCGAACAAGUUUGUCUUGCGAGAUGUGAGUACUCGGUUUCUCAGAUCCUCGCUCACUAUCGUCGUGGGGCCCGUUGGAUCAGGUAAAUCCACGCUCUGUAAAGCAUUGCUUGGAGAAAUCCCGUUCAGCGAAGGAAAUGUGCUUAUAAGCAACAUGGCUGCCCAUGUUGGAUUCUGUGAUCAAACUGCAUUCCUCUCGAAUGGGACCAUAAAGGAGAAUAUUGUUGGCUUUUCUGCUUUUGAUCAAUCGAGAUAUGAAGAAGUCAUCGAAGCGACAGCUCUAAAGCAUGACAUUGCCACACUGCCUCAGGGUGAUGAAACUAAUAUUGGAUCUGACGGGAUCGCCCUGUCCGGAGGCCAGAAGCAACGCGUUUCUCUCGCACGAGCUCUGUACCUGCCUUCCGAGCUGUUAGUGCUGGAUGAUAUCUUCAGUGGUUUGGACGCAGACACGGAGGAGGAAGUAUUCAGCAAAGUCUUUGGACCGGAUGGCCUGCUCCGACGACGACGCUCGACAGUUAUCUUGUGCACCCACAGCAUCAGACAUCUCCCUGCGGCUGAUCAUAUAAUCGCACUUGGCGAUGGCACCGUCGUUGAGCAAGGGAGUUAUGCCACGCUGGCAACUAGGCAAGGAUAUGUUCAGCGUUUAGGAUUAACGGAAACUCGCAAAAGCGAUGUCAAACGUGAGAAAGCACCAUCGAAAAGGGCAAUAGGAAGCUCCAAGAACGACGUCUUGGAUAGAUCAACAUCUAUCACUUCAUCAUUGGGAUCCAAUAUGCAGGAAUCGAGGCAAAUAGGCGAUAAAGCCGUAUACAGGCAUUACUUCAAGAGGAUGGGGAGGUCUGUAGCCGCAUGCAGUGUGAUCUUCGCUGCUCUGUGGGGAUUCUUCCUAAAUUUUGCAACAGUUUGGCUUACCUACUGGACCGAUGAUAUUGGCUCCGAACGACCGGCGCAUCCUUCCGCAUACUACGCUAGCAUAUAUGCUACCUUCCAAAUAUGUUGCUUGAUAUCCCUGUCUGUCGCGGCGCUUGCGCUCUUAGUUAUUGCAGUGAAACGAGCUGGAGCCAGUCUCCACCAAGAAGCCUUGCGAACAUUGAUCCAGGCGCCACUUCGGUUUUUCACCAAUACAGAUACCGGGAUCGUGACGAAUCUGUUCUCGCAGGACCUAAAUUUAAUAGACACAGAGCUGUCCGAGGCAACACUCAACACCAUCGUUUGUGUCUUUGAAGCGAUCGGACAAGCGGCUGUCAUGCUUACUUCAUCUUUGUAUUUGGCCAUCAGUUAUCCUUUCCUUGGUGUCCUUCUCUAUGUGGUUCAGAAGUUCUACCUUCGGACAUCCAGGCAAUUGAGGCUGUUAGACCUCGAGGCUAAAAGUCCUCUAUACACGCAUUUCCUUGACACUUUUAAGGGCAUCACGACUAUUCGAGCCUUCGGCUUCCUUACAAAUGAAGUCGAGAAGAAUGCUCGCUUGGUUAAUAGCAGUCAGCGGCCUGCUUAUCUCCUCCUUAUGAUCCAAGAGUGGUUGAACCUUGUUCUCAACCUUGUAGUAAUGGUGAUAGCAGUGGUGCUGACGAUAUUGGCCGUUCGACUUCAUUCCAACUCCGCCUUUGCUGGUGCUUCUUUGGUCUCUCUGAUGAGCUUCGGCGACAAUAUUUCCGGUAUUGUCAUUUUCUACACAAGACUAGAGACGUCCAUUGGAGCGAUCGCGAGGCUCAAGGCCUUCAAAGAAAACGUGAAGCCAGAGGAUACGGAUAGCGAAGACAUAAUCCCUUCUGAGCAGUGGCCCCAGAGUGGUGAAGUCGAGCUGAAAGGCGUAUCUGCAAGCUAUGGGAGUAACCCCCUUGCUGAAAACGGACCCACCGUCCGAUCCACCCUCGCCCUCCGCAACAUCCAACUGUCCAUCAACGCCGGCUCUAAAGUUGCCAUUUGUGGACGGACCGGCAGCGGCAAGUCCAGCCUCAUUGCCCUCCUGCUCAAACUCCUCGAUCCUCUCCCAGAAACGGCUGCGAACGCGACCAUCGAUGGCUUUCCGCUCCAUCGAAUCAACCGACCUACUCUGCGCCAGCGUAUCAUCGCAGUGCCUCAGGAAGCCGUAUUCCUGCCAGACGGUUCCACCGUGCAAGCAAACCUAGACCCCUCCUCCGUUUCCACGCCGGAAGAAUGUCAAGCCAUCCUUACCACUGUGGGUCUGUGGAAUUUUGUUCAGGAUCGCGGUGGCUUGAAUGCUGGCAUGAACGCGGGGACAUUCAGUGCCGGCCAGCGACAACUCUUGUCGCUAGGUCGUGCACUGCUGAGACGUCGUGUUCGGGCUCACAUGGGCUCAGACCAUGGAAUACUGCUGCUGGAUGAGGUCAGCUCGAGUGUGGAUCAUGAGACAGAGCGAGUGAUGCAGGAUAUCAUUCGGACGGAGUUCAGGCACUAUACCGUCAUUGCGGUGAGCCAUAGGCUAGACAUGAUCAUGGAUUUUGAUCGGGUGGUUGUGAUGGAUACCGGUGAAAUUGUGGAGGUUGGGAACCCUGUGGAAUUGGCUGGGCAGUCGGGCUCCCGGUUUGGAGAUCUGGUGAGGACGAGCGCCAAGUGA